Phacochoerus africanus (Common warthog) is the source of this 2180-nucleotide messenger RNA. It is a transcript of the gene PIM3, whose product is annotated as Pim-3 proto-oncogene, serine/threonine kinase. Gene Ontology annotation, molecular function: ATP binding; protein serine/threonine kinase activity. The transcript has 6 exons. The record is from RefSeq and is a predicted model, not a curated record. Lineage: Eukaryota; Metazoa; Chordata; Mammalia; Artiodactyla; Suidae. Gene Ontology annotation, biological process: regulation of mitotic cell cycle; negative regulation of apoptotic process; protein autophosphorylation. The coding region runs from base 279 to 1262 and encodes 327 amino acids. Gene Ontology annotation, cellular component: cytoplasm.
GAGGCGGCUGGGGCGUGUGAACGGCUCGGCCUGCUGCGUGUUGACGCGGUCCCUACGGGGCUCGGUCGGGCACUGAGCCGCGCGGACGGCCUCGCCCGAGCGGGCCCGCGCUCCGAGGCCGGCGCUUCGGCGCACCCAUCCGCUGUCCGGAUCCGGGCACAGCGCGGCCCGGGCAGGCCGUCCUCCCACGUCCGCCGCGGCGCGGGGAGCCGAGCCGAGCCGAGCGAGAGGAGGCGCGGAGGCCGGGGCUGGGGGCCCGCGCCCCGCCGCCGCCCGCGAUGCUGCUCUCCAAGUUCGGCUCCCUGGCGCACCUGUGCGGACCAGGCGGCGUGGACCAUCUCCCAGUGAAGAUCCUGCAGCCAGCCAAGGCGGAUAAGGAAAGCUUCGAGAAAGUGUACCAGGUGGGCGCCGUGCUGGGCAGCGGCGGCUUUGGCACCGUCUACGCGGGCAGCCGCAUCGCCGACGGGCUCCCGGUGGCCGUGAAGCACGUGGUGAAGGAGCGGGUGACCGAGUGGGGCAGCAUCGCCGGCGCGGCUGUGCCCCUGGAGGUGGUGUUGCUGCGCAAGGUGGGCGCGGCCGGCGGCGCGCGCGGGGUCAUCCGCUUGCUGGACUGGUUCGAGCGGCCUGACGGCUUCCUGCUGGUACUCGAGCGACCUGAACCGGCGCAGGACCUUUUCGACUUCAUCACGGAGCGCGGCGCGCUCGACGAGGCCCUGGCGCGCCGCUUCUUCGCGCAGGUGCUGGCCGCCGUGCGCCACUGCCACAGCUGCGGGGUCGUGCACCGCGACAUCAAGGACGAGAACCUGCUGGUGGACCUGCGUUCGGGCGAGCUCAAGCUCAUCGACUUCGGUUCGGGCGCGCUGCUCCGCGACACGGUCUACACCGACUUCGACGGCACCCGCGUGUACAGCCCUCCCGAGUGGAUCCGCUACCACCGCUACCACGGGCGCUCGGCCACCGUGUGGUCGCUGGGCGUGCUGCUCUAUGACAUGGUGUGCGGGGACAUUCCCUUCGAGCAGGACGAAGAGAUUCUCCGGGGCCGCGUCUUCUUCCGCAGGAGGGUCUCCCCAGAGUGCCAGCAGCUCAUUCAGUGGUGUCUGUCCCUGCGGCCCUCCGAGCGGCCCUCGCUGGACCAGAUCUCUGCCCACCCCUGGAUGUUGGGGGCAGAGGAGGAGGGCACCCCAGAGAGCCGUGACCUGCGGCUCUGCGCCCUGGACACCGACGACGGCGCCAGCACCACCUCCAGCAGCGAGAGCUUGUGAGGAGGGGGCCGGCACUUGGCUCGUGCGGGCCCUGCCGUGGAGUCCCUCUGCCUGGGCUCUCUGCUCCUUGCGAAAGCAGCGAUCUCUGACCCCUGGUGACCUUUGCCUUUGGCACCGGCCCGGUUCCUUUGCUUUGAGUGCCUUUUCGAACGCUGCUCUCACGGGACUUGGUUUUCUCAAGCUCUGUGCGUCCAAUAACACUCGGGUCCAAGCCAGGUCCCGCCUGCCCAGGGCCGGUCCUUGACCCCAGACCGUCCCUCUCCCGUGCUGCUCCGGCGGCGCCUCCGCGUCUGCCGUGCUGGACCAGGAGUGCCCCCGCGUCCCGUGGCCUCAUCUCAGCGGGCACAGGCCCCUCGUGCCCCCGCCCCACCCGCGUGUGUCGGUGUUGGUCGGGCACGUCUGCACAAGCCCUGCGACGUCCUGGCCUCCGCUGCCCGCCUGCCCGACGCGCGUGCGCGUACAGACGUCUUAUUUAUGAUGUGACCCCGCAGAGGGCUAUUUAUUGUUUAAUUUAUUUGUCGAGGUUCCUCUCCCACCAGCCCUGCCUCCACCAGCCCUGGCGGAGGAGGGGUGGCUGCGUGUGUAGACCCCGGGUCCCGAUCCCACCUGUGUGUGUCAGAGGGUGCACUUGUGCAGUGACUAAUUUAAGGGGAGCAGGAGACCCAGCCACCUUGUGGCUCUGCACCCUCCUUCGAGGGCUGGGUUUAAAUUAUUGACCUUGUAUAGUGUGCUUGUUGCUCUGGAGGCUGGGGGUGGGGGGACAGAGUCUCAAGCCUUUAAUUUAUUUUCACGGCUGUGUUUCUGUGAUCCCGUGUGUGUAGGCGCCGUGGAUGGGGCUUGCUUUCAGUUCAAAAGCGAGGUGUCUGAAAAUCAUAUUUUUUUAUACAGGUAUUUCAAUUAAAUUGUUUUGUAUUAAAA